GGCAUCUUCAGCCUGCAAAGAUAAUGUCACAAAUUCCAACCAGGAUUUUUGUUGAUGUGAAGUUAAAGUCUGAAGAACCUGCAUCUUCGUCUGCUCUUCCUAAGGCUGAUCCUGACACUCUGGACCAGCUGGGUUUGGUAGAAGAUGACAAUGGAACCACUGAAGGACAACAUCUCCUCACAUAAAUACUUUAUCUUCAGUGGUUUCAGUGAGCUUGGAACGCUGAAGUCCUUCAUUUCUAUCCCCUUUUUGAUCCUGUUUGUUGUGUCUCUGUUUGCCAACUCCCUGCUGAUCUAUGUGGUUGUCUCACAGAGAAGCCUCCACUCACCGAUGUACAUCCUCAUUGCCUGCAUGGCAUUGGUUGAUAUGAGCCUGCCACUGCUUCUCAUCCCCAACCUAUUGCUGAAUGUGUUGUUCAACUGGAGGGGAAUCGCUCUAAGCGGCUGCCUGGUUCAGAUGUUCUUUGUUCACUUUCUAGGAACUUGUCAGUCCACUCUGCUUCUCUGGAUGGCAUUGGACCGAUACUUUGCCAUCUGCAUCCCUCUCUGCUACCAUGAGUACAUGUCUUUGCACAGAUUCCUCAAGUUUGUGAUUCCACUUUUGAUCAGGAAUGUCAUCAUGAUAUUGAUGGUGGUGGUUUUGGCAGGAUCAUUGUCGUAUUGCUUCAAGAAUGUGAUAAACCACUGCAUCUGUGAGCACAUGGCUUUGGUGGAGCUGGCCUGUGGAAGCACCAACAUCAACAGUCUGGUUGGGUUGAUGACAGUGUUCCUGGUCACUGUAUUUGAUUUCUUCUGCAUCACCACUUCAUACAUAAUCAUAUUUUGCUCUGUGCUACGCUCAGGUAAAUCUAGUGGUAAAGCUCUGCACACCUGCAUGACUCACAUCAUCGUCAUGGUCAUCAGUUUGACCUUUGUACUCACAGCUUUCUUGUCAUAUCGGAUCAGAACCAGCCUCCCAGCUGCUGGACGACUUUCUGUUAGCAUCAUGUACCUGUUUCUUCCAAGCUGUUUCAACCCCAUCAUCUAUGGCAUCAGAACCACUGAGAUCCGACAACAUAUCUGGAGGACCUUGUCACCUUGCUGGCCAGUACAAACUGUGAAUUGUUGUUGAAAAACUAAUUUAAUUGUUACAGCUCCACAUCUGUUUGGACUCAUAUUUAUCAAUAAAAACUGUUCAAACGUU
Messenger RNA from Girardinichthys multiradiatus, 1182 nucleotides. Its product is annotated as olfactory receptor 52N2-like. Gene Ontology annotation, cellular component: membrane. NCBI's taxonomy places the organism in Eukaryota, Metazoa, Chordata, Actinopteri, Cyprinodontiformes, Goodeidae. Gene Ontology annotation, molecular function: G protein-coupled receptor activity; olfactory receptor activity. Gene Ontology annotation, biological process: G protein-coupled receptor signaling pathway. The transcript has 3 exons. The coding region runs from base 145 to 1110 and encodes 321 amino acids. The record is from RefSeq and is a predicted model, not a curated record.